ACAAAAAAUGAUGAUUGCGGAUUUUCAAUUGGCAAUGGAUUCUAUUGUUGGUGAGGGACGUUCUCUGCACAGUGUUCUAGGCGAUUGGUUUCGUGAUUGGAAGCAAUUACAGGCGUUCAGUGAAUCCUUUAAAAAUUCGGAGCCCUUUCCUCAUGUUAUUAUUGAUGGGUUUUUCUCGGAGGCCUUUGCUUCUUCUCUUCUUGAUAACUUUCCACUGCCGCACAAAACAAAUGAGCUUAUUGAGUGGCACAAGUAUGAAAACCCAUUAGAGUGCAAGUUCGCGACAAACGACGUCAAUCCUUUACCUCAGGAAUUAAGGGAAGCUAUUGAAACGCUUCAGUCAACUGAAUUUGUUCACAUUGCAGAGAAGAUAAGUCUACACUUUCACCCUCCAGGUGGGAAACUAAACGUUCAUUUGGACUACAGCAAACAUCCUAAACUUGACAAGGAGCGACGUCUAAAUUUAAUAGUAUACCUCAAUAGAGAGUGGCGAGACUCUUUUGGUGGACACUUGUAUCUCUAUUCAUCUGAUACAAACAAUACACCCGAAAGAGCAGAAGCAAAAAUCCUACCUGUCUUUAACAGAGCAGUUUUAUUCAGAACGAGUGAUAUUUCAUGGCACGGUAUGCCUAACCUUAUAACUUGCCCUAUGGAUGACGGAAGGAAAAGCAUCGCUGUAUACUAUUUAAGUAACUUGAGGAUGGACGCCGAAACUAGGUUGAAAGCACGUUUUGUUGCUAAGGACGAUAUAAGCUUGGAUCCCGGUAUAGCGGAAGAGUUGUGCAAAAUACGUUCCCAUCGACUGUUGGAUGCGGAAACCAUUUCAAAAGUUAUUCCCAAUUGGAUUUCUCCUAUGAGACAUUAUUCUGAUCUAUUUGUGAACUCGUCAUCUACAAAGGAUAAUGUCAACCAAUGAAGACAUUUGUUAUGUUUUUCUAUAAAGAGAAAGAACAAGACUUGUUACUUUCUGCCUUUUACUGAUUGUCGUUUUUAAGCCAAGAAUGUUAUAACAUCACAUUCGUGGUACACAAUACUUGUUAUAAAAAUAUCCGCCAUGUUACCAUGGUCUUUUUGAACGGCGAAUUUUUACUUGCAGCCAAUGAUGAUCAGUGAUCCAGAAUGACUAUUUCAUGUAUAAUUACAAAUUUUCAGUGGAAGCAAGUCUAGAAAUGCCAUUAGUUAACCCUUACAAAGUAGAAACAUAGCAAAUCGUGUUGACGCAUACCUGACUUCUUCAGUUUUCAUUUAGUCACGAACUAUAAGAACGAUUAUUGCAUAGGAGCAACAGUUUAAAUAAAUAAUGGUUUGAACAACACUUAGUGCUCCGAUUGGUACUGACUUGUUAUUGAAAGGGUCUUGAAUCGCUUUUCUUCAUACUGGAAGCACUUCGCACUUCAGUACUGGGAGUGUUGCUUGCGCAGCAAAAAGCAACUGUUUCUUGUUGAAGGAGGUUGAGGAAAUAUAGAGAAUAUCCAGAAA
Messenger RNA from Galdieria sulphuraria, 1479 nucleotides. RefSeq lists its product as uncharacterized. The transcript is spliced from 2 exons. Bases 8 to 916 code for a protein of 302 amino acids. The record is from RefSeq and is a predicted model, not a curated record. Lineage: Eukaryota; Rhodophyta; Bangiophyceae; Galdieriales; Galdieriaceae.